CAGAUGUAACGUCUAGAAAGACGAGCCUAUUAUAAUGAAAAGGAGAAAGAUAAGGUGGGCAAUGAGGAAUUUUAUAAGUUGUGACCACCAAAAAAAUCAGAAAAAAAGGCUCUAAAUCUAAUAGCCACCCAUCCUAUUUAGCUUCCUCAAUAAAUACUUCCCAUUUUUCUUCCACUUUUUCACCAAUAAUCUCAUGCUCUUCUUGUGCACAUUUCACUCUUCUUUUUUCACACACUGAUAGAUACUUUUGUAUGUAUGUAUAGCUCUUGACAUGGCAGCCUGCGGCGGCAUAGAGCAAAUCUUCGAGAAGCCAUUGCCGGAAUCUCAGAACUUUCUAGAAGCCCUUUCGCCGUGGAAACACAUCAAAGGCUUGAAGUCCAACACUGAGUUAUUCGGUGAAUUGCAUUUCAAGGAAACUCAUUCUUCGUCUUCAUCGGUUGGAGAUAUCAAGAGAGGGAGGGGCGGUUACUACCCUCCCUCUGGUCGGGGGAAGCACAAUCAGAGCUUCUCCUCCGACAGCCUCUCCCUGUGCACGGAGGGGCUAGGGUUCGAGAGCUUCGACGAUGUGGAGGAGACUUCGAAGCACGGGGAAUUCUGUUGUAGAGAGGUGCGGGAGCACAGGGAUGGGGAGAGGAGCGUGGCAAGGGAUUUGGAGAAACAACGGGGAGAGUCGGCUAGGGCGAGUAGGGCGGCGUUUCCGCCGCCGAUCUCGUGCAUCGGGAGGAGCGGGAAGCCGUGGGUGUGGUUCAAGUCGUAUAGGGAGGAUGGGAGGUUUAUUCUCAAAGAGAUUCGGAUUCCCACGCAGGAAUUCUUGCAUGCAUGCCGCGAAGACGGCCGCCUCCAGCUGCGGUUCGUGCAGUCUGACGACGAGGACGAGGCUGUCGGAGAAGAGGACGAGCUCGAGGCGGAGGUCGUUGACGAUCAAGACGAAUUGUAGUUUCACAACAUAAGUUAAAAUUUGGUUGAAAUGGUUUAGGCCAUCCACAACGCUGUCUCUAUACCGUCUCUUAAACCGUCUCUUAACUACUAUUUGAGCACUA
Salvia splendens (bonfire salvia) is the source of this 1040-nucleotide messenger RNA. RefSeq names its product protein FANTASTIC FOUR 1-like. NCBI's taxonomy places the organism in Eukaryota, Viridiplantae, Streptophyta, Magnoliopsida, Lamiales, Lamiaceae. Bases 272 to 937 code for a protein of 221 amino acids. The record is from RefSeq and is a predicted model, not a curated record. The transcript has a single exon.